Trichoplax adhaerens is the source of this 910-nucleotide messenger RNA. RefSeq lists its product as hypothetical. Lineage: Eukaryota; Metazoa; Placozoa; Uniplacotomia; Trichoplacea; Trichoplacidae. The record is from RefSeq and is a predicted model, not a curated record. Gene Ontology annotation, biological process: negative regulation of apoptotic signaling pathway; negative regulation of endoribonuclease activity; negative regulation of RNA splicing. The transcript is spliced from 10 exons. Gene Ontology annotation, cellular component: mitochondrial membrane. Bases 58 to 780 code for a protein of 240 amino acids. Gene Ontology annotation, molecular function: enzyme binding.
AACACCAAUCGAGUUUGUUACCUUUCAAAGCUUCUCUACACUUCAAUACUUUCCAACAUGGAUGCCGUUUUCGGCCAAAGGCCUAUCAAUUUGAAAGCCUUAACUACUUUCUCCAAUCUUAAUGCCGGUUCAAAAAAGCAUCUAAAGAGUGUUUACUCUUGCCUAAUUAUCUCCAUGAUUGCUGCUGGAGCAGGUUCAAUGGUCCACUUGUACUUCAACUUCAUAAAGGGUGGACUUUUAAGCUGUAUACUGUCUCUUGGGUUCCUUCUUUUGCUCGGUAUAACACCACACGAUGGUGGAAAAACACAACUUAGACGUCUUGGAUAUCUUUGUGGAUUUUCCUUAACAGCUGGCUUAGGACUUGGACCUCUUCUUGAAAUUGUAUUGGAAAUCGAUCCAAGUAUUAUCCCCACUGCGUUCUUGGCAACAACUUUAAUCUUUGUUGGAUUUACCCUUUCUGCCUUAUGGGCUGAAGAACGCAAGUACUUAUACAUGGGAGGAACCCUCAUGUCAUUACUAUCGACAUUAUGCUUUCUUGGUUUUCUAAACAUCUUUCUGGGAUCACAAUUGCUGUUCAAUAUUAAUUUAUAUAUGGUCUUGUUCGUCAUGUGUGGCUUUGUUUUAUACGAUACUCAGCUCAUCGUAUAUAAGUUCCAGCAGGGAGACCAGGAUUAUAUCUGGCAUUCAGUCGAUCUCUUCCUGGACUUUAUUAACAUUUUCCGUCAGAUCCUUAUAAUUCUGGCUAAAAAUAACAACAGAGAAAAAAAGAGAAAGGAAUAAGCAGAAAAUCAAAGAAAAGUGCUACUAACUUUUAUUGAUGUGUCGCCUCAUCCUAUAGAUUUAUUUCAUGCUUCUUACGUAACAACCAUUACGAUUUCAGUAAUACCUGCUUGCGUUCUCUUUCGUAUUA